Messenger RNA from Akanthomyces muscarius, 1869 nucleotides. RefSeq lists its product as uncharacterized. Bases 1 to 1869 code for a protein of 622 amino acids. The transcript has a single exon. Gene Ontology annotation, molecular function: flavin adenine dinucleotide binding; [methionine synthase] reductase (NADPH) activity; FMN binding. Gene Ontology annotation, cellular component: cytosol. The record is from RefSeq and is a predicted model, not a curated record. Gene Ontology annotation, biological process: homocysteine metabolic process. Lineage: Eukaryota; Fungi; Ascomycota; Sordariomycetes; Hypocreales; Cordycipitaceae.
AUGGUCGACUCGCUACUCGCUACCGCGACUGCAAAGGCUCUCAUUGCUUCCACGGGCGAUUGCAUCCCCUGCGAGCCUACCAAUGCCCCAUCGGUCGCCCCGUCUCUGACGUUUUCUGACGAGUCGGACGAUGCCGAGGAGCCUGCUCGCACCGAGAAGCCGCGCCAGCGUCGCGCUUCCACGCGGCUCAUUGCCCAGAGCGCCCGCGAUAUCCAACGCAUUACCGGUGAGACGACGGCCGAGUUCGUUGGCCGCUGCUGCGGUGGCGGCUGCUGCUUGAUGGGCACUAAGCGUCCCGCCGGCGUCGACUACGUACCGCUCGUUCUCCCCGAUAAUGCAGCCUUCAAUUCUCUUGGCCUCAAGUUCCCCGACGAGGUUCCUACCAAGCUCACAGGCAUCGUCGACAUGCCAACCAAGGUUGUAUCGUUCAAGUCGAUUCCUCGCCCUCUGAGCAACCGUUCGCUGCAGGCCUCGGACUCUGGUAUCUCCAUGGGCCCUGAUGGUGACGCUUCCUCUGUUACCUCUGCCGAGAAGGCUUUCGAGUCCAUGGCCAUCGGCUCUCUCGACACUGCUAUCCAACCACCGAAGUUUGUGCAGCCGCACCCUCCGUAUCACGUCUACCCGGCCAAAAUUCAUACUACCCGCGAGCUCACCAAGGAAGGUGCCGAGAAGCGCACAUAUCACUUUGACCUUGACAUCACCAAUUAUCCGGAUGAGGAGACCAACGAUUUCAAGGUUGGCGGUGCUAUUGGAGUGCUCGCCCCCAAUGACGACGACGUUGUUGACGAUGUCCUUGACCGCCUCAUGGUCCCACGCUUCAUUCGCGACAAGCAGACUCUGAUGACCACCACGACCGGUCGCUGGCCUACGGUUUGGGGUGACGAGAAAGCCCGCGAGCUUGUCACUACCCGCCGUGAUGUUCUCAAGUGGUGCACCGACCUUCAAUCAUACCCUCCCACCAAGACCGUGUUCCGUGUUCUCGCCGAGCACGCAACUGAUGAGACCGAGAAGAAGGUUCUCAUGUACCUCUGCUCCGCUCAGGGUCAGGGUACGUUCUGCGAUAUUCGCACAGGACCCCAUGUUACCGUGUCUCAGCUUCUGCACGCCUUCCCCAGCUCGCAGCCACCUCUGGACGAGCUUCUGUCUGUUCUGCAGCAGCUCAUGCCUCGUUUCUACUCUCUUUCCAACGACCCCCACGACUCUUACCAGACUCGUGACCAGAAGCAGCACCGCUUGAUUGAAAUUGCCGUCACCGUUCAUGAGACGAGUGACUGGCGCAAGGGUUCUCGAACUGGUCUCGGCUCAGGCUUCUUUGAGCGUCAGGCUCAGCGUUUCCUCCAGGCUCAAGCCGCCGGCGAGCCUAACCCCGAAGUUUACAUCCCCAUGUUCAAGGGACUCAUGGCCAACCCGCUUGCUAAGGAGUUCAACUCGGAUGGUCCCAUGCUGCUCAUCGGUGCUGGUGUUGGCAUCGCGCCCUUCCGUGGCUUCGUCCAGCGCCGCCUCAAGCAGGCCAACUGUGCCAACAAGGUCUGGGUUCUCCAGGGCAUCCGCGAUUCCCUGGUCGACGAGAUCUACAGCGGCGAAUGGGGUGUGCACGAGGAAGAGGUCAAGCGUGUCGUGCAGAGCCGAAAGGGCGAAGGACGCUACGUCCAAGAGGAGGUUCGCAACCAGGCCGACCUCGUUUGGUACAUUGCCAACUCCGUCGAUGGCCGCGUCUUUGUGUGCGGCAGCUCCAAGGGCAUGGGUGAAGGUGUCGAGGAUGCCCUCGUCGAUGUCGCCAUGUCCAAGGGCAAUCUGGAGCGCGAGGAGGCUCACAACUUCUGGAACCUCAAGAAGGAGGCUGGACAGUACAUUGCCGAAACCUGGUGA